Glycine soja is the source of this 1342-nucleotide messenger RNA. RefSeq names its product short-chain dehydrogenase TIC 32, chloroplastic-like. Bases 138 to 1109 code for a protein of 323 amino acids. Lineage: Eukaryota; Viridiplantae; Streptophyta; Magnoliopsida; Fabales; Fabaceae. The record is from RefSeq and is a predicted model, not a curated record. The transcript has 8 exons.
CAUCCCACAUUCACCGAUGUAGUAGUAAUCUUUGCUUCCCCAACAUAUAUAUAUAUCGUGAUUGUUUCAGCCCAAAAAGGAAAUUAAACUUUGAGCUUUGAACACAGAUUUGGUUAUUGUCUAUUUGUGUGCUCAGUAUGGUGGGAAUCUUUUCGUUGGUUACAGGAAGACCGGGAUCUAGUGGAUUCGGAUCUUCCUCAACUGCUGAACAGGUUACUGAAGGAAUUGAUGCCAGCAACCUCACUGCAAUCAUCACAGGAGGAGCCAGUGGCAUAGGGUUGGAGACAGCACGUGUUCUGGCAAUUCGAAAGGCCCAUGUCAUAAUUGCUGCCAGAAACAUGGAGUCUGCAAAGGAAGCGAAACAACUCAUACUUGAGGAAGACGAGUCAGCUCGUGUGGACAUAAUGAAGCUCGACCUAUGCUCAGUGAAGUCUGUCGGAACCUUUGUGGACAACUUCAUUGCUCUUGGUGUUCCUCUUAACAUCUUAAUAAACAACGCGGGAGUCAUGUUCUGCCCUUAUCAGCAAACGGAAGAUGGGAUUGAGAUGCAGUUUGCAACCAAUCAUCUUGGUCAUUUUCUCUUGACGAAACUUCUUCUUGACAAGAUGAAACAAACCGCAAAAGACACUGGAAUUGAGGGCAGGAUCAUAAAUCUUUCAUCAAUUGCUCAUGUCUACACUUACGAAGAAGGAAUUCGAUUUGAUAACAUCAAUGAUGAAGAUGGAUACUCUGACAAGAAGGCCUAUGGACAGUCCAAGUUAGCCAACAUAUUACACACAAACGAGCUUUCUCGUCGCUUACAGGCAGAAGGUGUUAACAUCACGGCCAACUCAGUCCACCCAGGGGUGAUAAUGACUCCUCUCAUGAGACACUCUUCUUUACUUAUGAAUUUUCUGAAGAUGUUUACCUUUUUCGCAUGGAAGAACAUCCCUCAGGGAGCAGCCACAACGUGCUAUGUCGCUCUACACCCAAGCUUGAAAGGGGUAACGGGGAAGUACUUUCGGGAUUGUAAUGAGUGUCAACCAAGUACACAUGCUUCAAACGAACUCUUAGGAAGGAAACUGUGGGAUUUUAGCAACAAGAUGAUUAAUUCACUUUCAAAAGCUUGAUUGAUUGCACUAUAGUAUUAAUUAGUGCCAAAGCCUCGUCUUCCUCAUAUAUAUCAGUGUAUCAAAACUCGUUAAUUAUGCUUAAUAUACCCAUCCACCCUACAGUUAUAAUCAUAAGUUCUAUAUAUGAGGGAGGAUAUAUCAUUAUUUCUCAUAUGAUUCGUGGUUAUCGAUCCUUGACUCCAUUUGUAUUUUGUACGCGUAAUAUAGAGGUCUUAUUUAUGUAUCGGACA